This is a messenger RNA of Arthroderma uncinatum, 2238 nucleotides long. RefSeq lists its product as uncharacterized. Lineage: Eukaryota; Fungi; Ascomycota; Eurotiomycetes; Onygenales; Arthrodermataceae. Gene Ontology annotation, biological process: DNA replication initiation. The transcript is spliced from 2 exons. Bases 1 to 2238 code for a protein of 745 amino acids. Gene Ontology annotation, cellular component: DNA replication preinitiation complex. The record is from RefSeq and is a predicted model, not a curated record.
AUGCCGACGGAUAGUGGGCAUGUGGUGUCGUUUGCAUUUGGGAGCAACUGUCUUCGGAAAUCACCUAUGCCUGACCGGCUUGAUGAAUCCCAGAUACCCCACGAUAUCCUAUCACCGUCGGUAGAUGUGGCUGAAGGGAAUUCUCCAGCUGGAGAAAAUGAGCUUGGGAUCAAUCUGCCGGCAGAAUACUUUACUGAGGGUCAAACCCUAUCACAGACUCGUGUUGUGAAUGGUGCUGAUGAAAUGCUUUCUGCUCUUAAAGCACAGUACCUUGAAGCCCUGUAUAUCUCAAAGACGUCUGUCGCGUAUUUUGCAAAGGGCCCGCUCUCCCGUGCACGCGCUGCUUUCCAGAAUAUGGACGAUACCUCCUCCAUGAGGCCAAUGGUCUUGUAUCACUAUUAUUACUCUUGUAUCAUUCCUAUGAAGAAAAUGGACGCGAAAUACAGGGACUCUCUCCCAAAGAUAGUGGCGAAUAUCAACCAGUACCCAUCGGAGGGGGAUGAAACCGCUCCUAUACAAAAGAAGAGACGCAAGAGCAAGAAGAAAACCCUGGGCAAGGAUGGUUUAUACGCUGAUGAAGAAGAGUUUAUUUCCAAGUGGUGGAAGUCGACAUACGAAACCGACUCUUCUAUGAGAAGGUCUGCAUUAGAGGGACAGGUAAAACGCUUGAUCGAGGAUAUUCGCAUGCGUGAGACGCAAUUACAGAUCUUAUUGAUUCUGGAGAUCAUGCUUCUUGAAGGCAGCAUCGGGGAUCCGAAUGAGCCAGGCGAUGGUGAUACCGAGAAACCUAAAAAGAGGACGAAAAAGCCGCAAAACAUGGCUACUGCUCUAGAAUUGCUUCUGGACAGGUUAUGCAUUUGGCAUGCAGUCAGCUUCAAUGGUCUUCCAGUUGACACGUUGAGUGAUUCAAAUAAAACGUCAACUGGAUCGGGGAAGCCAUCGAAUAAUGAUAAGCUCCGUGAUUUCUGCACAGAAGUUAUCAUACCGUUCUACUCUGCACGUCUCCCAGAGCAAUGCCAGGUCAUCAAUCGCAAGCUAGGAGGCCCGACUGUGUCAUCGCCUGCUCGACCAAGUCGGUCCAACGCGAAGCGGACAUCGAAUCAUGCGUCUAAAUCUGUCAAAGGAUCGCAAUCAAAAAGAACUCUACAACGCGUGAGGACUGACGAGAAGAUCCCUACCCGGCCGAAAGUCCCCAGUCUACUGCGAAACAAUACUGCUCCCGCCGUGACGGAUAUAAAACGUGAAACCAGCGAACAGGCUUCGUUCUCCACUUCAACGGGCGGGAGAGGCGGAAUUCAAAAGCCAAAGCGGGUCAACAACCGUGAGGUGGAUCUUGAAGCUGUGGCCAAACAACACGAGUCGAAAAUGAAAAGGAUGAAUCUUCUUGUGGACCAAAAGCGAGAGUUGGAUGCUGCUAUCCAUGCGCUUAGAAAGCCGAAUCGAGAACUAGUCUCCCGAGAUUUUGUUGACUCGGCUGAGAAGAGAUCGUCAUCUACCACCGGUGCUCAUCCUAGAAAGCAGAAGCAUCCCACGCGAAAUCCGUUUGGUCAGGGCGUGCAAGUUAUGGCGACGCCCAAGGGUCCAAGAACAAAGGAUUGCGGGUUUGCAGAUCUACCUUCGUUGCCGAGUACAUGGAAACGGUCAAAGCCAGCCAUGGCUGCAGAACCAGUUCCUGAUGCAGAUACCCUGGUGGUACCGUCCUCGACCAUCCGUCCUACAAACUCGAACUUGCUAUCAAGGAGUCAGCCAGUACUCGGUAUCUCCAGACGGAGUGAACUCGUCCAUGAAACGCCAUCGAAACCACCCUCAAACGGGGUAAAACGAGACUUCACUUCCAACCCAAUUGACAGUGCUACCGAGCAUUCAUUUCCACAAGCAGAUAUCAGCCCUACUCUUUUCCGCAAGUCGAACCCACACCACUUUAACAUCAGCUCGAUAAAAUUUGGCCUCAACACCAUGGCCAAUGGUACUACCGAAAUUGGCGAGACGCCUCCUAGGCCCAAACAGACGGUGUUCACCAGUGGCCCAACGGCGCCUCCACAGAUCAAUUUUGUGCAGCCGAGCACUCCUGCUAAGCGCAGUGGCCAGCAGAGCAUGGCUGUCACGACACCUCUCCAGAGGCUGGCUGGUGAUGAUGCGAAUAGAACGAUUGACGAAACGCCCGAGAAAUCGAUUUACGAACGCUUGGGAUGGACUAAUAAUGAUGAUGACGAUGAUGAUGAAUUGGCGUUUUUCUAA